This is a messenger RNA of Haemorhous mexicanus (house finch), 1947 nucleotides long. Its product is annotated as sperm-associated antigen 4 protein-like. The record is from RefSeq and is a predicted model, not a curated record. The transcript is spliced from 9 exons. Gene Ontology annotation, molecular function: protein-membrane adaptor activity. Bases 58 to 882 code for a protein of 274 amino acids. Gene Ontology annotation, biological process: nuclear envelope organization. Gene Ontology annotation, cellular component: meiotic nuclear membrane microtubule tethering complex; nuclear envelope. NCBI's taxonomy places the organism in Eukaryota, Metazoa, Chordata, Aves, Passeriformes, Fringillidae.
GUUUGCCUGAGGCUUGGUAAUUGACAGCCCCAGGACUCCCUCUCUUUCAGGCAAAAGAUGCUGCAGCUGAAGAAGAGCUUUAAAGUUGUUCUCUUGCUGCUCUCAGUGGCUCUUGGUGGUUUCUGUGGGACUGCCCUGUCAGAAUGGUCACCAUGGACAAAGGAACUCGUGGAGAAGAUGCAAAGUGUAUUUCCAGCAGGACUAAAAACCUUCUGGAAUUCACACACUUUGAUUGAAACCCAAAAGUUGCAGAAUCUGCUGGAAGAGAUUACUCAGCUGAGGGUGGAGAUCAGUAGUUUAAAGGAGUUGAGCCAGAUGGCUUUGGAGCCCUGUGUCAAGACAGACUGGGCCCUCAAGAGCUUUGGAGCCACCAUUGACACACAAAGAACUUCCCAGACCUAUGACUGCAAAGAGAGUUGCCUCUGCAGGAUUUUACGCUUCUUCUGGACUGCCAGCCCUCCUGAUACUAUUCUGCAGCCAAAUGUUUUCCCAGGAAACUGCUGGGCUUUCAAAGGGCAUCAGGGCCAGGUUGUCAUCAAGUUGCCAGCACGAGUCUACCUGACUGCCAUCACACUGCAGCACAUCUCCAAAGAUGUCUCUCCAAGUGGGACCAUCAUCAGUGCCCCCAAAGACAUUGCUGUCUUUGGAGUGGAUGCAGACAGAGAAGAGGAAACUCUCCUGGGGGCGUUCAUCUACAAUGUGGAAAAAAACCCCACAGAGACCUUCCCUCUGAAGAACACGCUGCUCCCCAGAGCCUUUUCAUAUGUCAAACUUCUUGUGAAGAGCAACUGGGGAAACCCGUGGUAUACCUGCAUUUACCGAGUGAAGGUUCAUGGAAAGAUGGAAAACCAGAAAGCCUCAACCCAGGGCCAAGAUAAAUAAAGAAGAAAACACAAAAGAAGAAGAAAGGGCAGGGGGAAGAAGGGAAAUGGGGGGAAUGAUGUGGUAGCCCAAUGUUGAUUUUAGACUAUGCAUGUGGAACUGUGUCAGGUGAGCUUUAGGUAAGAUAUCAGGAAUUAUAGAAUCAUUUAAUCCCCUCUGUGGAAAGGGACUCACAAGGAUCAUCAAGUCCAACUCCAGGCCCUGCACAGGACAGCCCCAACAACCACACCAUGUGUCUGGCAGCUGGCUCAGUGCUGUGACCAGUUCUCUGGGGAACCUGUUCCAGAACGUGACCACGUUCUGGGUUCUGGUGCUUCACCCAGAAGGUUCUUCACUCAGAAGGAGAAGGUUUAUUACCCAAAGGUUCCUCACCUGUUUCUUCUGGACAUUUACAGGCUCUUCAGGAUGGAUAGGCAGGACAGAAGAGGUGUAGUGGUCCCUUCCAUGUCAGGGGUUCCAUGGUUCCAUGAUUCUAUGACCAGUUGUUUCCAGCCCAUCUCUUGUAAACCCCUGACACAGUGCUGUAUGUGUCCUAUCCCAGAAGCAGAAUGGAAGCCACAAGUCCAGGGUUUAAGACAAUGGCAGAAUGCAUGGAAACCUCUACUCUUGCCCAUGGAUGUGCAGUGAGAGACUAAGUUGUGCCAGAGCCUAGCACUACUGACUAAAACAAAUAAAGCCAUAGGCCCUGGGAAUUGUAUUUCAACUUUUGUUUGAUGAGUAGAACUGUAAGCAAUAAAUAAAGAAGCAAAGGAUGGGAACUCCACCACCUCCAUGGGCAGCUCCUUCCAAGGCCUGAGCGCCCUUUCCAAGGAGAAAUUUGUGCUGAUGUCCAACCUGAGCCUGCCCUGGCCCAGCCUGAGGCCGUUCCUUCUCCUCCUGUCACUGUUCCCUGGGAGCAGAGCCCGACACCCAGGCUGUCCCCUUCUGGCAGGAUUUGUGCAGAGCCACAAGGUACCCCCUGAGCCUCCUUUGCUCCAGGCUGAGCCCCUUUCCCAGCUCCUUCAGCUGCUCUUCAUCAGACUUAUGGCAUGUGACUUUUAGCUAGGAAUUCUCUGCAAACCCCUU